This is a messenger RNA of Bolinopsis microptera, 2620 nucleotides long. RefSeq lists its product as uncharacterized. The transcript has 12 exons. NCBI's taxonomy places the organism in Eukaryota, Metazoa, Ctenophora, Tentaculata, Lobata, Bolinopsidae. Gene Ontology annotation, molecular function: oxidoreductase activity. The record is from RefSeq and is a predicted model, not a curated record. Bases 15 to 2201 code for a protein of 728 amino acids.
ACAUUCCAUCAGACAUGUCGUUUAAGAGGGUAUGUAUGUUCCUUAUGUUCGAGGUGAUAGUGACUAUUCCCACUGCUAUCAUGAUCUACUGGCUCCUAUCUCUUCAUACUGAUAACUUCACUGGAGAUAACAUGCUAGUGUACCUACACGGAAUAGUGAUGAUGUUCGCGUUCACGUACCUGCUCGCGCAGGGUAUCGCGCUAGUGCGCGUGUGUCCCAGUUCUCGGCACUGUGCCAGGAUUACCCACUCCAUCUUCAACACUUUGUCUUUACUGUUUGGUAUUGCGGGACUUAUCCUUAUCAUCAGCUACAAGUCUGAGAAUAAUAAAACACAUCUCUACUCACUACACAGUUGGUGUGGAAUUCUUCUGCUCUUAAUUCUAGUGAUACAGUUUAUGGGGGGUUGUAUUGUGCUACAGUCGUGUUGUAAAGGUGCGUCGCUGAAGUCGAGACUGAACUACGUUCCAAACCAUGUUGCUAUGGGAACAGCAGUGUUGCUGUUAGCAGCAGUUUGUGUAAUUAGUGGAGUUGUUAACCUCAAGGAGUAUAUAGGGGUAGCUCGGCAGGAAGAUAAGAGCCUAGAUUUCGAGAACUCCCUGCUGAAUCUCAUGGCAGGCUCUGCUCUCCUCGUCUUUGUGAUUAUAUUGUGUAUAGCUGUGUCGCGGAGAUCCCGUAAAAGCGGGCUCGGUUCUGAGGAGUCAAUGGGAGCAGGUAAGCUAAACUUUAGAGACGGCUCCUCCUCGGCAGCGCCUCAUCCCAGAUCAGACAAGUACAGGAAUGAAUCCAGUGUCAAGUCUAAAAACAUCAGUGAAGAUACUGCUUACAGUUCGGGGCCGGGUUCUGCACACCCGCACAGCGAGAGAUCUCUCUCCAGACCACGUGACUCAGAAUCCAGACCACGUGACUCAGAAUCCAGACCACGUGACUCAGAAUCCAGACCACGUGACUCAGAAUCCAGACCACGUGACCCAGAAUCAAGACCACGUGACUUAGUGGACCAGGCUGCCAUGUCACAGAGGAGAGACGUUGAACCUCCGCAACCUAGGAGAGGAUCCGCCAACUUGCCUCGCAGAGAUAGUGGUCACAGAGACGGUGGACCCCACUCUCCUAUAGGACCCCACUCUUCUCCAGCUCCUCGGCUAUCAGACGUAGAUGGAGAGCCCACUUCUCCUGGCAGAACGAGUCUCAGAUCACAGAGGUCUCAAAGAGACACUUAUAGAAACCACGAACCAGCCACGUCUCCAACAGUCAGGAGUGAUCCGAGGGACAUGUCUCGUCGACCUUCAUUUCCUCCCGUCACUCCCGGACAUUACCCCCAACGUCACCCCAGCUCUGGUCACCAACCCCGUCCUCCUGUUCCAGACUACCCCAGAUCCGAUCCUUCUUAUCAGUUACCUUAUCACGAGCCACCUCUUGACCAGUCACGUGAUAUCACGGCACGUGGUAACCAGGGAAACACACUAUCGUCGCCUGAUAUUCCGCCCCUUUUCGAGAACAAUGUGUCUCAUCUCCGGUCAUCCAGAAGGGGGGUGCCACCUCCUCUUGACAUGUCGCCCCCCGUUCAGUUCGCUCCUGUUAACGUUGUCAAUCCCUUCCCGUCUCGUUAUGGUGGACAGGCACCCCAAAACGAGGACCUGAAACAGUCACCAAUGUACAGUCCUGACCAAACUCCAUCUGACAGAUACAAUCCUAGCUACCCUGACCAGCCCUCCAACCCGCUGAUCCAACCCGCUUAUAACCAUGACAACCCGCAAAUCCAACCCGCUUAUAACCAUGACAACCCGCAAUCUCCGCCCUACAGCCCGCAACAGCAGACCACCACAUUCAACGCCAGACCCCCCGGAAGACACCAGGUUGCCAGGCAACACAGGCACCAAGUUAGGCGAGCUAAAGUCGAGAAGGCUAACCUAGAGUUAAAACGACCGGUCACACCUCCUGCUAGUUCUUACACGGACUCUCUGGCUCCUGCUCGAGUCAGUACCAGCCCUCUUCAGAUAUCCUCUCCUGAGUCUAUACCGGACGUUGAUAGUUCUGUUCUCAGUGAAGAUGUAGAUGGUACAGCUCCAAGGCGAGGCAGGACGAGUUAUCGCAAUGCAGUGAGAGAUGAUGCUCCCCCUCCCCUCGUCCCUCCUCCUCCGCAACAGUUCGAGAUGAUCAGAGGUGGUUCUAAGGACGAUGAUCAGGGCAUUUGUUGGUUAUAGUUUUAGAUUUUUAUCGUGAAACCCUCAUUUAGUCAGUAGCAAUAUCUUAUUAAACAUGCUGGUAGAUGUUUACAAUUUCGGAGGCAUUUUCUUAUUUUAUAUUAUGAACUUUCAUCAAAUAGUUGAAUAUUGAUGCGUUUGUAAGUUGUAUACAUAGUUACAGAAAGGUGCGUUUUAGGACUGAUACACGAUCACUAUUACUCAAUUAGUGAAAUAAUUUCACUUUUAGACGUUAGUGAAAUCAGUCGCACAGAAAUCGAGAGAUAAAUUGGUUGAUAACAGUAGGAAGAACAUUUCAAAUUUGAGAAUUAUUAUCAUUCAGAUAAGAUAAACACGUUUAAAAUGCACAAUUGACAGUAUGACAUAGAAUUUGUAUUUUAUUCCAAUUCUACCAUCACAGCUUAUUCCACCAAUGAAAG